CCCGGGAGCCUUGAAUUUUGUUUUCGCAGCGUUGCCAUACGCGGAGUGCUGUUGACUGAAAACUGAAACACUGUGGAGUCCAAAGCAUGGACUCUGACUUCGUAUCUCCAGAGUCUACAGUGACGACCCUGCUGUCCAGCUCAGGUCAUCUGAAGAGCAGCCUGCUGCCUCCUGAACUCAACACCUCCUUCAGAUACAGAGACCAGGAGUAUGACUCAGCCUCUGCAGCCUUGGACGCCUACAUUGCAGACUUUGACAGGAGUCGUCUGAACAGCGAGUCGGUAACAGGAAGUCUGGUUCUUCCACACAGCCCGCACUGCACGCCAAGAAGACCUAAAGUGAGCACGCUCAGAAACAGAGAUGUUCUCAGGGAGAGUUUGACUGACAGGGAGCUGGACUUCCUCAACCUCCCCGUCAGUUCCAUCCGUCACCGUGCCAACCGAGACAGACUCUCCAUGACUACUGACGAACUGUUGUCCAUCCCUUACGACGGCUCGAUGCCCAUCACCCACACAUCUGCCUUCCUCCAAGGCCUCUUGUCCCAGUCUGGAGCCUCUUCCCAGCCCUGCCCAUCCUCCUUCAGACCAGGACGCAAAGCUUGGGAGGGAUUCAGCAGCAGCCACGCCGCUCCCCGACUGAACCACUCCCACCCUCAUCCAACCAGGAUGCCCAGGAGAUCCAGGUGCAGAGGAGGACCAGGAUGUCCAGAUGUCUCCUCUGUCAACUUCACGUCUACACACAGAACAGCGAGGUCAGAGCGGGCGGACCCAUCCUCAUCACUCCACCUCCCUCACUGGUUCACCAGCAACAAGUCCGAAAUGGGCUGCUCUGGAAUCACAAGCGUGCCGGACCUAAAGUACCCAGCCUGGAUCCAGCGCUGCGACCUCAGUGAGCCGCCACCCCUCACAGAGUCAGAGCUAUGGGACGACCAUGCUCCCAGAAAUGAAGCUCCUUCCUGGGUCGCAGAGCUGGAGGAGGAUGAUCCUGACCUGAUACCUUCACAGACUCAGGUUGACAGCCAGCUAACUCUGAGAGAUCUGAGGCUUCAGUUUGCUGAACAGAUUUCUCUGCUUGCAAAGAGAAAGAGCUCCGACGUCAUGGAAAAUCUGUUCAGAGACAACAAGAUCGAGUCUCUGAUCCGAAAGGCAGAUCAGGUGCUGAAUUCUCUGUCUCAGAGCUCUGGAGGAGCAGAGAGUCUUCCAGAUCCAGUGAGCAGUGCUGCAGUCAGUCCAGUGAACACUGAGGAGUUGCUCUGUUCAUCCUCACACCAUCCUUCAUUCACUCAGGACUCAGCAGCAGCAGCAGGUGGUGUCACAGAGGAUCUGACAGACAGAGGAGCUCAGGCUCAGGGCAGCGAUCUCCAUGGUAACAGCAUCGGGAAGCAGCCUGGUCCGGUGGAGGCUCUGAAACAGAUGCUGUUCAGACUGCAGGCUGUGGAGGCGGAGCUUCAGAGACAACAACAGCCGUCAGCUUCAACUCUCACUGACAGGAUGCACGCAAAGAGAACUCCAGUGAAGCAGAGGCCUGAAGCAGAGCUGGACAGUUGUUCUUGUGGACCAUCAUUACAGAGAGCUCUGUAUCACCUGAGCCGUCUGAAGCUGCUGGUGGAAGAACCCAAAGAGAAACACAGAGAGGAAGAGGAGGAGAAGGAUGAAGAUGAAGGACGCUACUCCUCUUCAUCUGCUGACGGACUCACCUGUACUCAGGAGAAACCCUCCUGAAGCUGAAGUCUUGUUCAACAGAGCGAGGGGCUUCUUGUUCAAUGUUUUCACUGUUUCCUGUUGUGUCCCACAGCAACAGGGAACAGUUGAAGGUGCCUUUGAAUCUGCAAAGUGCUUUGUAUUUAUAUUUGAGAUGAAACUGUGCAAUUAAUCUAAACACUGAUACAGUACAGAGACCAAACCAGACC
Messenger RNA from Scomber japonicus (chub mackerel), 1909 nucleotides. RefSeq names its product chromosome 19 C18orf54 homolog (gene c19h18orf54). Lineage: Eukaryota; Metazoa; Chordata; Actinopteri; Scombriformes; Scombridae. The coding region runs from base 87 to 1721 and encodes 544 amino acids. The record is from RefSeq and is a predicted model, not a curated record. The transcript has 15 exons.